CCGGAAAAAGCUGCGGCGUUGUAUCCUCUUCCCGAGAGGGACGCACGCGCGCACAAAUCACACAGCUCAACCAACAGAUUAAUGUCUGCGGUGGGUGGGUCGCCGGCUUCACUUUGCCGAUCUUUGAAGUUUUCAGAUUCUCUUUGUCCUCGGUGGCAUUCAGUUAGUCCUGAUUUUCAAGAACUCAUGCUCCAUUCAAUGGAGACAGAGGAGUUAAUCAAACUUCCUACUUCCAGUAAUUCCGGGCAUGGAAGUGAGCAUGAGGAUCCACAUUCCCAAUAUCUGAACUCUGAGAUAAAAGCUGAGAGUAAUGGGGAAGCUGGAACAUUGUCGAAAGAUGAUGACGUGGACAUGUCAAUUUCAAGUGGUGAGGAAAAUUUGGAUCUUGACAGCACUGUGCUGAAAGAUGAUCUUGAAACAGCAGAUUCAGUCGAAGUGGCUGUGAAAAUGACAUCUGUCAGCCACGUACAUUCUGAAAAUGGAUCACUACCUUUCCAGCCAGAAAUCAGUUUCAGUAAUCAUAUGAAAGAUGAAACCCUUUUGUCUAAAGAGGAGAAAGAUUCUAAUUGUAUCCUUGUUUUGGUUCAAGCUUUGAUUGUUUGCUUGUAUGGCUCUAAACGUGGUGUCAAGAGACCCCGUGAACCUGAUGAUGAGCAGCAACCUUCAGUGCGUGUAAUCUAUAGUUCUUUGCCAAGAGAAAGCACACAAAAACUUGAAGAGCUAUUACAGCAGUGGUCAAAAUGGCAUUCACAAAAGUGUUCAUCAUUGGAUAAUUCUUCGCUGGAAUCCGGAGAAAAGACGUACUUUCCAGCUCUUCGCGUUGGCUUAGACAAUCCGUCUGCAAUAGAGCUCGAUCCACCUCCUUGGCUUAAUCGAAUGCGAGAACUAGGAUAUCCACCUGGCUAUUUAGACGUUGACCUGGAGGAUCAGCCUUCAGGGAUUACAAUUUUUGGAGAAGAGACGAACGAGAAGGAAGGCGAAAUCCUUGGCGUGGGCCCCAUCGAGCCCUCCAAGACAAAGGCAGUCGAGUUCCCUGGAAUAAAUGCUCCAAUUCCCAAAAAUGCCCACGAGUGGCUCUGGGCACAAAACCCUACAAACUCCUCGAAUCUUUCCGAACACCGUUCCCAACGCAGGCAUCAUAACCACUCACCGUACGAAAAUCUCAACAGAAACGAGCGGAGAUGGUCAGGGGUCUACUUGGAUGACGAUGGGCCCCCAGGCUGCGAGCCUUGGACUAGCCCAUCUCUUUCGAAUCACUUCCCUAGAUACGGUGAUUACGAGUAUGGGCUCAGCCCGCUUCUUUCGAAUCACUUCCCUAGAUACAAUGAUUACGAAUAUGGGCUCAGCCCACGGGCCAGCCCGCUUAUUUCGGAUCACUUCCCUAGAUAUGGUGAUUAUGAGUAUGGGCUCAGCCCGAAUGUUUCAUGGAGCUCAAGCUAUGGCAGGUCGUGGUCGGACAGGGGUAUGAGGAGUCCCCCGCUGAUGCAUGAUGGUCCCCUGAGCCAUGGGCAAUAUGGUAAUUUCCUGCAUAACUCUCCCUGGUAA
This is a messenger RNA of Striga asiatica, 1545 nucleotides long. NCBI's taxonomy places the organism in Eukaryota, Viridiplantae, Streptophyta, Magnoliopsida, Lamiales, Orobanchaceae. The record is from the annotation of a GenBank genome assembly.